Messenger RNA from Enterobius vermicularis (human pinworm), 1035 nucleotides. Lineage: Eukaryota; Metazoa; Nematoda; Chromadorea; Rhabditida; Oxyuridae. The record is from the annotation of a GenBank genome assembly.
AUGGAGGUCGGAAAUGAUUCAAAGCACGAUGUUGAUGAAGUAGCAACCUCUUCUGAAUCAAUAAGUAGUUCUCAAACAGAACUCUUCCAGAAGUUUCUUAUUCUUGAGAUGCAGUCAGAACUGUUAAAAUACUUCUCUGCUAAUACUGGAAGAGUUGAAGACGAAACUGGCAAAGAGGCCCAGACUUUGUGCCAUUUGAAGGAUGAAGCGUUGCGCGCGGAGGAGGAAGUUGGAAAAGGUUUUGAAGAGCUCAGAAAAGUUUUAUCUGUAGUCGAAAGAAGUUUAAACGCCGAGGAACAAAAUAAAUUAAAUGAAGCCAAGGAUUACUUUAAAAGUAAGAGUGAGGUUGCUCGAUUGGAAACUGAGUUACAAACAUUUAUUGCAAAACAUGGAGCAGAUCUCGACUCGUCUAUAGCACUGCGUAAUGAUCAGGCAGAAGCGCUAGCGAGGACGAAAAACUACUUAGAGCAGUUAGAAACACGAAACAUGGAAUUGAAACAGAAGUUACGUGCUUCAAAGGAACAAUGGGAAUUGGUUGAUAAUUACUAAGCUUGUCUGAUGUUUUGGGGCAGUUUGUAUUCUUUGUUUGGGAGAGUGAUUCUGGAUAUAUUAUUUUUUUCUGUGGAGAAUCUCUCACAUCUCUCAUCUCUCAAACCUCGACAGCAGUGUAUGGUACUUGAGCCUUUAGGAAGAUAUUGUGUAGCGUUUGGGCGUGGUUGGGUAGUAAAUCCUGGGAGUGGAGUUUGGCUAGGCAAGACUGGCUGCAGAGGCUUUAAGUGGCAGAUGAAUUCUGGGUGUGGUAGUGAGCGCUGGUGUAAUUCGCCGGAAUCUGUUGUUCAUUUGCUGCAUUCUCCAACUGUACAAUGUCAUUCAUCUGAACUGAUGUUUUCUGUCAUCGGGUCAGAAUACAUUUUUGUUGACGCUAGUCGUAGGUGUCGACGGCACCUGCACGUGCCGCGCGAAUGUUAUAGGCAGUUGCCCAGCACCCUGACUUGUCGUUUGCGGAUGGCGCUUGGCAGCAGGAGGGAUAGUUAA